Messenger RNA from Mollisia scopiformis, 876 nucleotides. RefSeq lists its product as uncharacterized. Lineage: Eukaryota; Fungi; Ascomycota; Leotiomycetes; Helotiales; Mollisiaceae. Bases 62 to 580 code for a protein of 172 amino acids. The transcript has a single exon. The record is from RefSeq and is a predicted model, not a curated record.
UUUCUCAAAAUCAUAAAGUUAGCCGCAAAUUUCAUCGUCCUCUCACACAUCCUUUUCAAUCAUGGGUUACACACUCUACGACGGAACCAUCACGGUAGCUCAAGGCAUCCUCACCACCCUAUCCCACAUUCUCCACCAAGCCGAGAAACAUCCCCAGGCCGACACUCUCCUCUCGGCCCGUCUACACUCAGACAUGUAUCCUCUGCCCGAUCAAAUCCGUCUCGCAACCCAAUAUUGCGAGAACAUCGCCGCCCGCCUCACAGCGCGGGAACCCGUGACAUUUGCCGGCAGUCCCACCACCUUCUCCGAAUGUUUCGAGCGCAUCGAGACGGUGCUGAAGACGCUCAAGGAAGCAGAUAAGGAGACGGUCAAUGGACAGGGUGAUGUGGUGGCUAUGACAAAGAUGGGGCCAAAGUAUGAGGUGGAGAUGAGUGCGGCAAAAUAUGUGCAUUUGAUUGCGUUGCCGAAUGUUUAUUUUCAUGUUACCACUGCGUAUGGGAUUUUGAGGAAGGAGGGGGUCGGGUUGGGGAAGUUGGAUUAUUAUACUGGGCUUUUGCCGCUGAUUGCUGGGAAUCAGUAGAGGAGGGAGGAGCUGUGGAGUGAGAAUGGUGCGUGGUAGGCAAGUAUAUGGAGCUGACCUUGUCGAUGCUGUUAAAUGAACGUAGCGCUCGAGGUCUAGAAUUCUUCUGCUUUUAGUUCUUGGGAGAUUUAUUGGAGCAAGCCUUUCUCAAGAGCGCACGAGAGCUCUUGGUGCUGGUUACGAAAGCGUUCGUUGCCAAGUGCAACGCAUCAUGGGUUCUUGAUGUCAAUUCCUUACGUUCAUUAUGCAGGCAGAAAUGGAAGUGAUAGCAAGAUCACAACAGUAUUGUAUUCACC